AUGACGUUGCAGAUCAAGGUUGCCCAGUCGGGCAGCAUGCUCAAGAUCCAGUCCCACGACGACUGUGUCGAUGCGACCAAUGCCGCUGUUCAGUCCCUGUUCAUGUACCGGCUGCAGCUCGCUCCAGACGUUGCAGUUGAGCCAGUCACGCUCGUCCUGGGCUCUCAUAGCAUUCCGCCGCUGCAGAACCGCCAUCAAGCCAUUUCAUUUUUGGCCCAUCUCAUUGAGUCACAUCCCAACGGUUGGACGAUCGUGCACCUGGCACUCAGCAAGAAUCCACACUUUGGCCCGUCGCAGCUGCCCUUGCGGCUGUGGCUCGAAGAGUUUGAAGCGGUCGUGUCCGAGAAGAUGAAGCAGUGGAACGGCAUCCGUGACUUGUCGAAGCACAUCUUUGAGAUGCUCGCCGGCGACACGUUCAUCUGGGAGCCUAUCUGCGCCGCACCAGACUGGAGCCACCUGGAGCCCGACCUCUUGAAGUAUAUGAUACUGACACCCGCUCUGAACUAUCAGCUCGCUUGUCUGCGUCUCAUCAAAACAAUCGUCAGUCAUGCUCCAGGCCACACCAGCCAAGACAGAAAUCAGGUCCGCGAGAUCUUGGAGGCGCAUCGCAAGAAACAAAUCUUUGAGAAGCUGAGUCUUUGCCCCGAGCAGUCGGUUCGCGAUUUGCUCGAGUCCAUCAUCCUCGCCGAGCAGGCGGACCAGUACCCGCACGUCCAGAUGCUCACGAGCCCCACGAUCCGCACGAGAAUGCGCUUCCAGAACGGCUGAUUCCUGCCCCUUCAAAUACAAAAGCUACACUGUAUCCAGAGGGAAAUGGGACAACACAGCCGUUUCCAUGAAC
Messenger RNA from Polychytrium aggregatum, 841 nucleotides. RefSeq lists its product as uncharacterized. Lineage: Eukaryota; Fungi; Chytridiomycota; Chytridiomycetes; Polychytriales. The record is from RefSeq and is a predicted model, not a curated record. The coding region runs from base 1 to 768 and encodes 255 amino acids. The transcript is spliced from 4 exons.